AUGAACCAGAGCAAAGAGCUUAAGAAAAGGUCUGUAGUAUCCUCCUUCAUCUGCUCAGACGAAGGAGAAAUCAAAGUCGCCCUAUUUCGGCGAAGUGAGAAAGUCGCGACCUAUCAGCACCACCUCGCUCCCAUUUCAGGGAGCAUUGAGAGCAACGAAACACCAUCAGCAGCGGCAUGGCGCGAGAUUACGGAGGAGACUACUCUCACCGAACGAGAUCUUGAGGUCUGGCGACAGGGAAAACCAUACACCUUCUGCGAUCCUUCUGUCGGUCGGCAAUGGACUAUUUUCCCGUUCCUAUUUCGACUUAAAACCUGCCGCGAAGGUGGUCGCGGGGAGGAGGGUAUUCAGAUUGACUGGGAGCAUGAAGGCUGGCAGUGGUUUAGCCCCGAUACAGUCAAAGAUGAUGAGAAAUUCGGCGGUGUACCACGUCUGAAAGAAAGCCUCCGACGAGUCUGGUUCGAAGGUGAAAUGAACGAGCGCGCUAGCAAGGCUCUCAUAUCAGGCUUAGCAGAACUGAAGGCAGAUCACCAGAGUGGAUCACACGAGCUCACCUCGAUUGCGCUGAAGGCUUUCCGAGACGUUAUUGCGCAGAUGAGCGAGGACAUCGACACAAAGUGGUGGGAAACUGCCCGUAUGGCUGCAUGGCAUCUGUGGAAAAAUGGACGAGAAAGCAUGGGGGCAGCCACCUUGAAUGCAUUUCUAGGACUGCUCGCCGACAUGGAAGAGAUCGUACCCCAGACUCUCAACGGCAAGGUCAAAUUGGAACGCUUAUUGGCUUUACUUGAUCACCAUUUGAGCAAGCGCAAAGAAAUGCCCAUGCGCAUCAAAAGCUCCUUUGCGACCUAUCUUCGAUGUAACUUUCUGCCUACAUCAGACACAACCCCUUCGCGCCCUCUUGUCAUCCUCAGCUUCUCAGCGAGUUCUACCAUACGAGAUAGCAUCCUGGAGGCCUUCGCAUCCCUUCCAAUUUCAAAUCUGGAACUUAGGAUACUAGAAUCCCGCCCGCUUUGCGAAGGAGUCACUAUGGCGUCUUCCAUUCUCUCUGCCUUCCAGUCACGAUUUCCCUCGUCUUCCGAUCGUCAUCUGAAAUUAACUGUGUAUACGGAUGCAUCCGCAGCUCUCGCCAGCAAUGGGGUGGAUUUCGUCCUUCUUGGGGCAGACCGGAUCUCGGAUUCAGGCGCAGUUUGCCCUAGCGCCAAAGUCUUGGUUCUCAGUGAGCUGGAGAAGGUGGCCGAGCCUGGUGCCGAUGGCAACCAUAGCCACGAAAAAAAUGACCCGAAAGAGCUACUGAGUUGUUGGGUGGACAGCGGCAUGAAAGGAAUUAAGGCUCUGGUCGAGGGAACUGAGAUGGCAGGUCGAGAUAACAUCAACUACACAGUCGAGGUCAAGAACAUCUAUUUCGAAUGGAUUUCGGCUAAUCUCAUAGAUGCGUAUAUCUGUGAGGAAGGGACGUUGUACGCCACUGCCAUUCAAGAGAAGGCCCAACAGGUAAAACAGAAGGCAGAUAAAUAUUUUGUGUCGUUCCAAAUGUCGAAAGUAUUCCAAUCGGGGAUUCACACCUUCAAUGUUCUCGCAAAAGAGUUGACAUUUGAAUAUGUCGUGCAUCGCCCAUCCAAGGAAAAAGAAGAUCCACACAAUCUAAUUGUUGUUCAAUGCCCUGGCUGGGGCUUGGGAUCUGAAUAUCUUGAAAAUGGAUUGAAAGCGUUAUGGGAACCUGAAGAUAGUAGCACAAAUGCCAGCCGUUAUACUGUCAUCUUCUUCCAUUCUCGUGGGACGGACGGAUCAUCCCGGCCAGUGGGUUCUCAGAUGAGCAGUAUGCCCGAUCUAGCCUCCGACUUGGAGAAUCUCCGCCAUCACCUGCAUCUGGAGCGAUAUCCCGUCUUACUGGGCCACUCGAACGGCGGAGCGAUUGUGCUGGGGUAUGCAGAGAUGUAUCCCAGCCGCGUUGGCAAGCUCGUUCUCCUCGAUCACCAGUUAGAUGCUUGGGACAGUAUGCUUGUUCGGAAAACCGAUACCGACGAGGAUUUUACAGAAUCAGUGCGAGGCAUGUGGCCUUUGCACUUCUUUCAUCCGCAGCAGUAUGUACCACAGCUACUACGUGAUAUCGGCGAUCGGAAGCUAUCAGUUUGGUGCUAUCAAGCUCAGGGUCGAUGUGACAAGGAGUUGCUAGAUCCAAUGCAAAUGGUGGAGAGGCUUGGAGAUGUGCAAGCAGAAACACUCAUCAUAUUCGGGCGCCAAGAUAUGAUCUGUGGAACAGGAAUUGCUGAACGGACAGCAAAGGACAUCCAAAAUGCCCGACUAAUUACCUAUGGCGAAUGUGGGCAUUUCCCUUGGAUUGAAAAAAGGGAACAGACAAUAUUGGAUAUCCGUAACUUCAUUCAAGAGGCAGACUAG
Molecule: messenger RNA, 2397 nt
Organism: Penicillium griseofulvum
Lineage: Eukaryota; Fungi; Ascomycota; Eurotiomycetes; Eurotiales; Aspergillaceae
Product: translation initiation factor eIF-2B subunit family protein
Exons: 5
Coding region: 1-2397 (798 amino acids)
Molecular function (GO): hydrolase activity; S-methyl-5-thioribose-1-phosphate isomerase activity
Source: RefSeq, a predicted model, not a curated record